AUGUCUCUGAGCAGCUGUAUACGCCGCUCUAUCGCGGGCCGUGGUCUACAACCAUUCGUUCGUCCAUCUUCAGUUGCGAUUGUUCGACCAGCUGCAUUGGCCUACCGUCCCUUCUCACUAUCCACAAAAUUCGCCCAAGAGCAACAAGACAAGCCUGAACACGAUGCGCAAGAGACCUCUGAUGCUGUAGCUCAGCCGCUCGAAUCAUCUGAAGAUGCUACGCCUCCUUCCUCGACAGAGCUCGAGGCAGUCCCAUGGUAUUUGCAAGUCGACACUCCUACGCCACAGCAAGAGCACCCUUUCGCCGAACGUCAAAAGCUUCCCGACCUGCCCGAAUCCCCUCCCGCUCUCCUGCAGCCCAUUCUCGAACACGUCUCGGUCGAGCUUGGCUUGGACCACCUCUCCCUCAUCGACCUUCGCGAACUCGAUCCGCCACCAGCCCUCGGUGCCAACCUUCUCAUGAUCAUUGGAACUGCUCGUUCGGAAAAGCAUCUGCAUGUGUCUGCUGAUCGCUUGUGCCGCUGGCUGCGUACCCAACAUCAUCUCACUCCUUACGCCGAUGGUCUACUUGGUCGCAAUGAGCUCAAACUUAAGCUGAGGCGCAAGGCUAAGAGAUCUCGCCUUCUCAGCUCCGUUGGUGCAAAAGAGACUGCGAGUCAAGACCUUGACGAUGGCAUCAGGACAGGCUGGGUUUGUGUCAAUGUUGGGAGAGUCGAAGGCGGUGCUCUACAGAAGCCUGCUGAAGAGAUGGAGAACAUUGUCGGUUUCGGCAGUCAAUCUUCUGGCUCCAGAAUUGUCGUACAGAUGAUGACCGAUGAAAAGAGAGGCCAGAUCGAUCUUGAGACUCUGUGGAGCGGCAUCCUUAAGAGAUCCAUCAAGGCCAAGACUGACAAAGACCAAGAAGUCGAUGAUGCUGAAAAGCGAGUGCGUAGUGGCAUGCUACUUGAGGAGUCGACCGAAACGCCCGGUGCUUACCGCUACCGUCCCCAUGCUGCUGACUAUCCUAGUGGGCAGCAGGCUCGAGCAUACCACUCUUCUGCCAAUUUCACAACUCAACAAGGUGCGCAAAUAUCAACAACUUCCCAAAUCAACCCUCAAUCUGACAGAUCUAUUCAAAGUGCCGUCAUCCUGAACCAUUUGGUUGAUCAUCUCAAAACUAUGAGCUCCAACGAAGCCUUGAGGGCACUUGGCAAUAACAGCAGCGACCAGGAGUCUACCCCUUUUCUCCAGGCCUUCUACAGUGCAAUGCCUAGAUUCCCAGAGACGAUGCAUUGGCAUGUACACAUCUUGCUCCAUUGCCACGCCGUCCGCCUAGGUCAUUGCGGCUACUCUCCUGCUUGUUUGAUCCAAGAUUUAGAGAGCAUGCGCAUGGCUUGUGUCGUCCCAGACGAACGAAGCUAUUUAGCUGUGCUGGGAGCUAUCAUACUGCCGGGCUUAAGCCAAACUACAGCUGCUCAAGUCCACAUUGACCAAACGACAUUGCGAAAAGCGCUUUCUGUCUUGGACCGCAUGUUUGAAGACGGCUACAAUCCAGUAAGCGAUUCAGUCUGCCGGAUCUUGUGUCAAGCGACAUUUACCAGAACCACGAUGGUCGAAGAAUCUCAACUCAAUCUAGAUGACAAAACUAUACCAACAAAUCAAGAACCACCUACACUACAUCAGUUCACAACUGCUCUUUCCGUCUAUGCCCUCCGCACUGCCGCUCAAAAUGCUUCUUGGUCUGAUUUCUGGGAUACAUGGCGCUCCUUUCCUUGUCGCAUGUCGCCACGCUCAAUUAACAUGUACGUGACUAUGUUCGAAGCAGUCGCCCAAAGGAACAGUCCGAAAGAUGCUAUGAAUGCUUUGCGACAAUAUGUACCAGAAAUGUUGCGCGAACAGCCAGCCGUCGGACUUGGAAGCCAGGUAGCAGCUGCCAUCUUGCGUUGUCUACACGUUGCUGAGCCUCGAGCUGAGGAAUUGGCUCGACGAGGGAACCGUGGUGAGUGGGCAGUGCUCUGGCUGCGAUGUGCUAAGGCUUUGGAAGCGGUUUGA
Aureobasidium melanogenum CBS 110374 is the source of this 2031-nucleotide messenger RNA. RefSeq lists its product as uncharacterized. Gene Ontology annotation, cellular component: mitochondrion. The transcript has a single exon. The record is from RefSeq and is a predicted model, not a curated record. Bases 1 to 2031 code for a protein of 676 amino acids. Gene Ontology annotation, biological process: mitochondrial proton-transporting ATP synthase complex assembly; mRNA stabilization; mitochondrial gene expression. NCBI's taxonomy places the organism in Eukaryota, Fungi, Ascomycota, Dothideomycetes, Dothideales, Saccotheciaceae.